AUGCCUCGGGGUCAGAAGAGUAAGCUUCGCGCCCGUGAAAAACGCCGCCAGGCUCGACAAGAGUCCAGUGAUCGGGUGGAAGCUCAGCCCACUGAACCAGAGGAAGAAUUCCCUUCUUCCCCAUCUCCUUCUUUUGAAGAUGUUCCCCAGAGCUCAGCUGCCACUGGAACAUCCAGCAGUCUUCAAGUGCCUGGCAAAAUCUGCUCCACCACUGUUGCUGCCUCUGUUUCAGAUGCAAAAUUUAGUGAAGGUGCCACUGAUCAAGGAGAGGAAAAGCCAAAAGUCCCUCAGAGUCAAGAUACCACUAAGCGCUGUCCCAAAGAUCCCGUAGACAAGAAGGUUGCUUUGUUGGUGAAUUACCUUCUGAUCAAGUAUCAAAUGAAAGAGCCUGUGACCAAGAGAGAUAUGCUGAGAAAUGUAAUCCAGAAGUACAAGAAUCACUUCAGUGAGAUCCUCAGGAAAGCCUCUGAGCAUCUGGAGCUGCUGUUUGGCCUCGACGUGAAAGAAACGGAUCCCAACAAGGGUACUUAUGUCCUUGUCAAUAAAAUGGAACUGGGCUCUGACGAAAAGCUGGGUGAUGACAGAGAGAUUCCCAAGACUGGUCUGCUGAUGAUUGUCCUGGGUGUGAUCCUCACGAAGGGCAACUGCGCCACUGAGGAGCAAGUGUGGGAAGUGCUGAAUAUGAUGGAGUUAUAUGAGGAGAAGAAGGACACCAUCUAUGGGGAUGUGAAGCAGCUCAUCACCAAAGAUUUAGUGCAGGAAAAGUAUCUGGAGUACCGCCAGGUGGCCAAUAGUGAUCCUCCACGCUAUGAGUUUCUGUGGGGCCCGAGAGCCUACACUGAAACCACCAAGAUGAAAGUGCUGGAGUUUGUAGCUAAGAUCCAUGAUACGGUCCCCGCUGCCUUCCCAUCCUUGUAUAAGGAGGCUUUGAGAGAUGAGGAAGAGAGAGCCCAAGCUAGAGCUUCAGCCAGGGCUCAUACUGCUGCUUUGGCCAGUGCCCGCUCCUGGGCCACAGCCCGCGGCUUUUCCUGCACCAAAUGA
Budorcas taxicolor (takin) is the source of this 1041-nucleotide messenger RNA. Its product is annotated as melanoma-associated antigen B10-like. The transcript has a single exon. NCBI's taxonomy places the organism in Eukaryota, Metazoa, Chordata, Mammalia, Artiodactyla, Bovidae. Bases 1 to 1041 code for a protein of 346 amino acids. The record is from RefSeq and is a predicted model, not a curated record. Gene Ontology annotation, biological process: negative regulation of transcription by RNA polymerase II. Gene Ontology annotation, cellular component: nucleus.